This is a messenger RNA of Eruca vesicaria subsp. sativa (arugula), 228 nucleotides long. Lineage: Eukaryota; Viridiplantae; Streptophyta; Magnoliopsida; Brassicales; Brassicaceae. The record is from the annotation of a GenBank genome assembly.
AUGAUCUUGAAGCAGCUGAUCUUGAUGAAGAUAGAGUUGUUGGGUGAGACAUUCUCUGACUUUGCCGCGGAGUUUAUUGUAUAUAAGCUGAAAGAAAUGGGGAAGAUUGAUGAGAAAGAUAUAGCUGGGAUCAUGGAAGAGUUUGAGCAACUCGAUUACGAUGAAUCUGGAAACCUGACGAAUUCUGACAUUGUUCUAGCUCAGACCACGUCUCAGAUCCAAAGGUAA